AUGUCCACUCUCACGAGGCUUACAGUGAACAAAUAUGACCAGGAACUUGUACCCACCAAGAUCCAGUGGGUUACAAAAGCCCACACCAAGAUGGAAUUAGAAGUGUUUGAGAUUUGUUUAGGGGAAUCUGAGUCACACACCUCCAUGGCUGCCUCCGUGUACUGCUUAGCUUCAGCUGUUGUCUUUCACCUGCAGGCUCGUAUCUGUGGUCCUGCUCACCCUGGCUCAUCUCCUCUUCAUGGGUUUUGGUCUGCUUUCUUUUACAGCAUAGGUGGAGAAGUAGGGCGAGGCCACGAGGGGAGUUACGUGGGCAAACAUUUCCGCAUGGGAUUCAUGACGAUGCCUGCUCCUCAGGACAGACUUCCCCACCCGUGCUCCAGUGGCUUUUCCGUGCGAUCCCAGUCCCUGCACUCUGUAGGAGGCGCAGAUGACGACAGCAGCUGUAGCUCCCGGAGACAGCCACCACCCAAGCCCAAGCGGGACCCGAGCACCAAGCUGAGCACCUCGUCAGAGACCGUCAACAGUACAGCAGCUGGCAAGAGCGGGAAGGCCCCCGAGAGGACUGAAGUGUCCACCAAACCAAGACCUCACAGUGAUGAAUAUUCGAAGAAGAUUCCCCCUCCAAAACCGAAACGGAACCCCAACACCCAGCUUAGCACAUCUUUCGAUGAAACGUACAUCAAAAAGCACGGGCCCAGGAGGACAUCGCUGACGCGGGACUCCUCCCUGUCUCAGGUCAGCAGCCCCGCGGGGGACCCCGAGGAAGAGGAGCCCGUGUACAUUGAGAUGGUGGGGAACAUUCUCCGAGACUUCCGGAAGGAGGACGACGACCAGAGCGAGGCCGUCUACGAGGAAAUGAAAUACCCCAUUUUCGACGACUUAGGCCAAGAUCCCAAAUGCGACUUCGACCUGCACAGUUGUUCUUCGCAGUGUGCUACUCCCACGGUGCCUGACUUGGACUUCGCCAAGUCCUCAGUGCCAUGUCCUCCUAAGGGGUUGCUUUGUGACAUCCCCCCGCCCUUUCCCAACCUGCUUUCUCACCGGCCCCCGCUGCUGGUGUUCCCCCCAGCCCCGGUGCACUGCUCCCCCAAUUCCGACGAGUCUCCGCUGACCCCACUGGAGGUCACGAAGCUUCCUGUGUUGGAAAACGUGUCUUACAUGAAACAGCCGGCUGGACCGUCCCCGUCCUCACUGCCAUCCCACACCCCCGGCCACUCCAAACUGGAGAAAGACCAGGCCGGGGCCCUCGGACCUGCUCCUGCUGCUUCUGUGCUCUCCUCGUCCCCUCCGCCCCCUUCCACUUUGUACCGAACCCAGUCUCCCCAUGGCUACCCCAAAAGUCAUUCCACCUCCCCGUCGCCCGUGAGCAUGGGGAGGUCCCUGACACCGCUCAGCCUCAAAAGGCCUCCCCCCUACGACGCUGUGCAUUCAGGCAGCCUCUCAAGGAGCUCUCCAUCAGUGCCUCAUUCGACCCCCAGGCCAGUGUCCCAGGAUGGGGCCAAGAUGGUCAACGCUGCGGUGAACACCUACGGGGCUCCGAGCUGCUCCCGAUCCAGGACCCCCACGAGUCCUUUGGAGGAACUCACCAGCCUCUUUACCUCGGGCCGGAGCCUGCUGAGGAAGUCGUCCAGCGGCCGGCGCUCCAAAGAGCCGGCGGAGAAAUCAACAGAGGAGCUGAAAGUCCGAAGCCACAGCACGGAGCCAUUACCAAAGUUGGACAUGAAGGAGAGAGGGCACCAUGGGGCAUCUUCCUCCAGAGAGCCUGUCAAAGCUCAGGAAUGGGAUGGAACCCCGGGUCCACCUGUGGUCACCAGUAGAAUGGGAAGAUGCUCUGUGAGCCCCACUUUGUUGGCAGGAAACCACAGUUCAGAACCUAAAGUCAGCUGCAAAUUGGGCCGGUCUGCAUCUGCAUCAGGUGUGCCUCCUCCAUCAGUUACUCCUCUCAGGCAAACCAGUGAGCUGCAACAGAGCCAGGUGGCAUGCAUGCAGUGGUUUCAUGGAGACCAUACAAUGCUUGAGAUGAUUGAGAAAAAGCGUUGCUUGUGCAAGGAAAUAAAGGCUAGACAGAAAACGGAAAAGGGCCUUUGCAAACAGGAUAGCAUGCCUAUCCUACCCAGCUGGAAGAAGAACGCAGGUGCAAAGAAGUACAGCCCUCCACCCUAUUCUAAACAGCAGACUGUAUUCUGGGAUACUGCCAUAUGAGAGGACAGGAUGGUGUGAGUGCCACCUUAUUUGAUGAGAAGAGGGAGGUCGACUCAGUCCUGUGAUAAUUAACUGCUACAAAUCUUCUCUGUUGGAGUGGAAUGCUAUGGAGAGCUGUGCCAACUCAUGGCAAGCUCAAAAUAAAAUGUAUAUGCCCUUGUGAUUAAGGCACACGUAUUUAUCCCGGAUUAUUUUGAAUCCAGAAGAUACUAAAAUGUAAAUAUUUUACUAGUUUAUGAGUGACA
Molecule: messenger RNA, 2447 nt
Organism: Tupaia belangeri chinensis (Chinese tree shrew)
Lineage: Eukaryota; Metazoa; Chordata; Mammalia; Scandentia; Tupaiidae
Gene: NYAP2
Product: neuronal tyrosine-phosphorylated phosphoinositide-3-kinase adaptor 2
Exons: 7
Coding region: 1-2202 (733 amino acids)
Biological process (GO): neuron projection morphogenesis; phosphatidylinositol 3-kinase/protein kinase B signal transduction
Source: RefSeq, a predicted model, not a curated record